Andrographis paniculata is the source of this 867-nucleotide messenger RNA. Its product is annotated as LOB domain-containing protein 30-like. Lineage: Eukaryota; Viridiplantae; Streptophyta; Magnoliopsida; Lamiales; Acanthaceae. The record is from RefSeq and is a predicted model, not a curated record. Gene Ontology annotation, cellular component: nucleus. The transcript is spliced from 2 exons. The coding region runs from base 117 to 812 and encodes 231 amino acids. Gene Ontology annotation, biological process: hormone-mediated signaling pathway; positive regulation of DNA-templated transcription.
UCUUUCUCUCUCUCUCUCAAACAUAAUUUUCAACAAAGAUCCGAUGAUCAUAAAUCGACACAUACAUUAAUUUCUCCGAUCCCAAAUCCACACAGUAUAUAUACAUACAUAUAUAUAUGAGCAGCAGCAGUAGCAGCGUUAACAUGGCGGCGAACGGCGGCGGCGGCGGAGGGCGGGGGCCGUGCGGGGCAUGCAAGUUUCUCCGGCGGAAGUGCGUGGCGGGGUGCGUGUUCUCGCCGUACUUCGACUCGGAGGAAGGGGCGGCGCACUUCGCGGCGGUGCACAAGGUGUUCGGGGCGAGCAACGUGUCGAAGCUCCUCCACCACAUCCCCGCCGGAAAACGCCUCGACGCCGCCGUCACCAUCUGCUACGAGGCACAGUCCCGCCUCCGCGACCCCAUCUACGGCUGCGUCGGCCAUAUCUUUGCCCUUCAGCAACAAGUUGUUAAUCUGCAAGCAGAGCUCUCUUGCUUGCAAGCGUAUCUGGCCGCUCUGGAGAUUCCGGCGCCGGCGCCGGCGACGGUCAUACAGCCGGGGAAUUCGAUAUCUGAGUUUCCGGCGAUUCCGGCAUCGUCGGUAAACGAUCACCUGUCGGCGUUAUGCGACUCAGGGGUUUACCCAUCGUGGACGAUUCACCAAAGGCUGCAGGACCCUCGUCCGCCGGCAUCCGCUGACUCGCCGCUGGCCGGCGCCGGCGGAGGUGAUCUUCAAGAAUUGGCACGUGAGCUCCUGAACAGGCACGUGACUCCUGUAGGAAGCUGCAGGAAUCAGGCUAGUGUGCACGUGCCCCCUCGCUCCCGUGGAAGUAAUUAAAAUUUAAUUAAUUAAUUAGGGUUUUGCUAAUUUUAAUUGUUGGUUAUAUGACUAA